Messenger RNA from Pseudophryne corroboree (corroboree frog), 1835 nucleotides. It is a transcript of the gene GMPPB, whose product is annotated as GDP-mannose pyrophosphorylase B. The record is from RefSeq and is a predicted model, not a curated record. Gene Ontology annotation, biological process: GDP-mannose biosynthetic process. Lineage: Eukaryota; Metazoa; Chordata; Amphibia; Anura; Myobatrachidae. The coding region runs from base 189 to 1271 and encodes 360 amino acids. The transcript has 10 exons. Gene Ontology annotation, cellular component: cytoplasm. Gene Ontology annotation, molecular function: mannose-1-phosphate guanylyltransferase (GTP) activity; GTP binding.
CUGUUCGCCCAAUGCCGCAAUGUGGCGGCUAGAUGUGCGGCACUCGCUGAUUGGCGGAGACGCAUGAUGUGACGUCAUAGUGACAGCAGCCAGUGGCGGAUAAGGUGACGUGGGCGCGACACUGAUCUAUCAUGGUGCUGAGCAGGAAGCGGUGACAGAAACUGAGGAGCGCCGGCAACAGCAGGAUCAUGAAGGCCCUAAUCCUGGUUGGCGGCUAUGGCACGAGGUUACGCCCCCUGACACUGAGUAUCCCCAAACCUCUGGUGGAUUUCUGCAACAAGCCCAUAUUGCUGCACCAGGUGGAAGCUCUGGUCAAGGCUGGGGUGAAUCACGUGAUCCUGGCAGUCAGUUACAUGUCUGACCUGUUGGAGAAGGAGAUGAAGGAGCAGGAGAAGAGGCUGGGAAUACGGAUCUCCAUGUCACAUGAGAAGGAGCCGCUUGGUACAGCGGGUCCGCUCGCUCUGGCCAGGGAGCUGCUGAUGGAAAACGCGGAUCCUUUCUUUGUCCUGAACAGCGACGUUAUCUGUGACUUCCCCUUUGAGGACAUGGUGCGUUUCCACCAGCACCACGGAAAGGAGGGGACAAUCGUGGUCACAAAGGUGGAGGAGCCGUCGAAGUACGGGGUUGUUGUAUAUGACGCGGAGACUGGGCGAAUCCAGCACUUUGUAGAGAAACCGCAAGUUUUUGUGUCAAACAAAAUUAACUCUGGUUUAUACAUCUUCUCUGCAUCCGUGCUGGAGCGUAUUCAGUUGCGUCCUACCUCCAUAGAGAAGGAGAUUUUCCCGGCAAUGGCGGAGGACGGACAGCUGUUUGCUAUGGAGCUGCAAGGUUUCUGGAUGGACAUCGGGCAGCCCAAGGAUUUCCUGACUGGGAUGUGCAUGUACCUGCAGUCCGUGCGGCAGAGGCACCCGGAGCGGCUCCAUUCUGGCCCAGGCUUUGUGGGCAAUGUCCUGGUGGACCCCACAGCCAAGAUUGGGGAGAACUGCUGCAUUGGUCCAAACGUGACGAUCGGCGCCGGCGUGACGGUGGAGGAUGGCGUGCGGAUAAAGCGUUGCACAGUCAUGAAAAGCUCCAGAAUCCAUUCCCACGCCUGGCUGGAGUCCUCUAUAGUGGGCUGGAGCUCGGCCGUGGGGAAGUGGGUGCGGAUGGAGAACGUGACGGUGCUGGGGGAGGACGUCAUUGUGAAUGAUGAACUUUACCUGAACGGCGCUAACGUUUUACCGCACAAGUGCAUCUCGGAGUCGGUGCCGGAGCCCCGGAUCAUCAUGUAGAGGCCCCGGGGAAUGUUUCUGAGAUUAUAUUGUGCAGUUUACAAAACUUUCCCUUCAUCCUUUGUAAACGAGGCACUGAAGGAGCGGAAUACCUCAGUAUGAAUACCAGAUCUGUCACCAUCUGUGCCAAUCGUGCCCGGGCACCUACACACUAUGUACAUUUCCGCAGGUUGCUGGCCUCGACCGAUGCCUCGGGUGCUGCGUGAGAACUGACCCGUCUGCCAGGAGACGUCUGAGCAGUAAAUGACAUUGUGUGACCGGCAGCAGUGGGUACAUCAUUGCGAGACAGUCCUGCCAGCUGCCCCGGUGCAGCCAAUCACACUGCAGCUUCUGUAAUAGCGCGCAGAGCGUGUGACAGAAUGCUGCCUGUGUUAUGCUUUCCACUCAGCUACUUCUUAUAAAGACACAGUCCUGCAUGGUGUCUGUCCUCAUCUGUACAAGAUCCUUACCUGUCCUUUGUAAAUCAGUAUCUGAUGACGUGCGGCGGGAGGUGCAACGAUUCACAGACGCCAUUUUUUACAUUCUGUAUAAGUAGAUAAAAAGGGAAUUUUAUGCAUUGUUAAA